Molecule: messenger RNA, 1965 nt
Organism: Culicoides brevitarsis
Lineage: Eukaryota; Metazoa; Arthropoda; Insecta; Diptera; Ceratopogonidae
Product: carcinine transporter
Exons: 8
Coding region: 22-1884 (620 amino acids)
Biological process (GO): transmembrane transport
Cellular component (GO): membrane
Molecular function (GO): transmembrane transporter activity
Source: RefSeq, a predicted model, not a curated record
UGGACAACGAAAAUUUCCGCAAUGAUGGAGGACAUUGAGGAAAAAGAAAACUCGAGUGAUCAUAGUGAUGACUCCUUUGAUUUGGAUGAACUUCUUCCAGUCAUUGGCGAAUUUGGUCGAUAUCAGAAAUUUCUUGUGUUUUUCGUUUGUUUACCGGCCUGUAUUCCAUGCGGAUUUUGUGCUUUCAAUCAACUUUUUAUGACAGAUAUACCUGAGGAUUAUUGGUGUGCGACUCCGAAUGUGCUGAAUUUAUCAGAGGAUCUUUUGAAAAAUCUCACAAUUCCGUUUAAUGAAACCACGGGCUUUGAUAAGUGUCAGAGAUAUAAAGUGAAUUGGACAGAACUUUCGGAGGAAAUUGAAGCGAUGUUAGAACCGAACACUUCAUGGCCAUUGGAGACGUGUUUGGAUGGAUGGCAUUUUGUGGGAAUUGAUGUUAAUGCUUCGAUUGUGACGCAAUUCAACUUAAUCUGUGAUAAGGACAUUUACCCAACGUACGCCCUCGUAGCUUUGAAUAUUGGCGGUCCAAUCGGAGUUUAUUCAUUUGGAAUCCUAAAUGACAGAUACGGCAGAAAAAUUUCGUACUUUUGUUGUUUGUCAACUUUACUCAUUGGAAGCUUCAUAACCGCUAUUAGUGAAGAUUUUUGGCUUUGGGCUUUCAGUCGAGUCAUUGUCGGUACAACUGUUCCCGCUGUCUACCAAAUCCCGUUCAUCAUCGCGUUAGAACUUGUUGGUCCGCAUUACAGAUCUUUCGUUACCGUCUUAACUUGCACUUUUUACUCUUUUGGAUUGAUGUUACUUGCUGUCGUCACUUAUUUCAUCCGGAAUUGGGUUCAUUUGUGUUGGUACACUUCCGUUCCCUUUCUCCUCUAUUAUUUGUACAUUUUCAUCUUGCCCGAGUCACCAAGAUGGCUUUUGACCAAGGGAAAAUUGCAAGAUGCCCUUCGGAUUUUGGAAAAUAUGGCGCGGCACAACAAAAAGGAGAUCCCGGAAUGGUUUCGCACGAGUUUGCAGCACAAAUUGGUCGAGAUGAAUCGAAAAAGUUUUCAAGAAACGGACAAUUUUAGUGCGAUAGAUCUUUUUCGAACGCCAAAUAUGCGGAUAAAAACGAUUCUUAUCACGUUAAAUUGGUUUGCUAAUGAAACGGUUUACCUGGGAUUGAGUUAUUAUGGACCGAAUUUGGGCAGUAAUCAGUAUGUGAGUUUCUUUUUGUCGUCGCUUGUGGAAUUGCCGAGUUAUGUGAUCGCUUGGAUAUCAAUGGAUAGAUUUGGAAGACGAUGGCCGCUGUCUAUUUUGAUGAUUUUAGGAGGCCUUUGCUGUAUUUUAACGGUUGUUUUGCCAAAAGAAGCUGUAAACGAGACACUUGCUUUGUUCCUUCUGUCAAAAUCGAUGAUUUCCGCGUCAUUUUUGAUCAUCUAUCCCUUUGCCGGAGAACUAUACCCAACGGAGAUCAGAGGAGUUGGCAUUGGAUUUUCAAGUUAUGUCGGCGGAAUCGGUUUAAUCAUCAUUCCUUUCGUAACUUAUCUGGGUCGUGAAAAUCUCGUGUUACCAUUAAUUAUCAUGGGAGUCCUCAUAAUGGUUGGAGGCUUGACAGGUUUGAAGCUUCCGGAAACGUUGAAUCAAAAAUUGCCAUCGACAUUAGCUGAGGGAGAGUUAUUUGGAACAGAUCCGACAUCAACAGAUCUUAAAAAACCACUGACAAUAACGGAAAAUACGUACGUGGAUGCAGAUGCGAAUGAAAGUGUUGAUCAAAUUAUAAGUUUGAAUUAUAAGCCGACGUUAAAGCGAGUGACAAGACCUUCCAUGAAACGACUGAUAAGACAAAAAAGUGUUAUGGAUACGCAAAAAACGAGAGAUGGAGCAAUGCAGUUGACGUAUUGGUUUUGAUUUUUUUUUUUUAUUUUAAAUGAUGUUGUUAAUUUGUUGAUUUUUGAUGUGAAAAAAGAAGAUUUAUUGAAAGAAAGUAUU